ACCAUCGUAUAUUCAGUUUAAGCUUCAUUUCUUCUGAGGUUAUAUAGUUUUUUUCUGUUGCUUUACUUGCAGAAAGAAACUAAUGGAGGGUUCAUUACGAUAUAACAGGGCUUCCCAAGCUCAGCCUUCCACUUCAACAAAACAAAUAAGAAGUGGAUAUGAACCCUCUGAUACGGAGACCGAGUGGUCUGAGAGCCCGUGGCUUGGGCACCAUCCAAAGGAAGAAGUUUUGGCUUAUCAAGCUCCGAAAAUGGAGACUGAUUUACCGAAAAACAACGCCACCAUGAGUCCUUUCAGGCACCGCCGUCGACAUGCUUCAAAGAUUGAGAACGAAAAUGGGUCUGUUUCUUCUCCAAAAGUUAGCCCGUUGAAGAGGAGAGACAACGGCAAGUCACCCUACAAGACAAGAAAUAUCAGUCCCUUCUCAAAAUCUGAGCGUCGAAGACAUGCUUCAACUUAUAUGCUUGGGAGAGAGGAGCUUGGUUUGAGUGGUAAUAUGGUUGAGGAUAAUGAGAUUGUGGGGGCUAAUAGAAAUCAAAGCCGGAGAACACCAUCUAGAGAUGAAAAAGGAGAUAACUACUCUCAGCUUCCUGAUGUGGGGGCUUAUAGUCGUCGAUCGAAGACGGCACCAAGACUAAGAACGAGAGACAAAGACCAACAAAACAAUCACGGCCAUGUAGAGCAAAGAGAUCACGGAGUAUUAUCACCACUGUCAAGGAACGUGAUUCGGAAACAAAGAGAGACAGCUCCCCAAGUGAAAGCAACAUCUGUUGGUGAACUCAAUGAAAUGGUUGCACGUGUGAAGAUCUCUAAAAGUCCCAGAAAUAACCCUCUAAACUUUGAGAGCACUGAGUCGAUUUCGCCUGGAGAUAUAUUCUUUUCUCGUGAAGUUUUUGCGAAGAAUGGUUGCGAUCAAGUCCAAGUCCCCCAAAAUUUGUCUCCAAGGCCAACAAGUUUUUCACAAAGAGAUUCUUUUUUUCAUCAAAAUGGUAGAACAAAUGGUAGUAUUGAUCAUAACCCCGCAAAAGCUUCAGCAAGUUCGGGAUUUUCUCGUGUAACCAUGACAAACAACUCUGCCUAUAGCAGACAGAGCAGUGACAAGUUGAGCUCGGAGACUAGUAAAGUAAGUGGUGCAAGUAGGAAGUCAACCGGGAGCUCGAAAAAGUUUGUGAUGAACAGGCAGAAGAGUCAAUCAGAUGCGUGGUUUUCUUGUAUGAGGAAGGGAAAUUGCAGAAGCUCAAAAUCCAGAUCACCGCCUCGUGAGAAACGAGCAUUUGAUGAAGCUUCCUUCAUUGAGAAGGCAUUUGUGGUUGAAAAUCUGAGACAAUUUUGGGCCGAUAAGUAUCAACCUAACUCGUUGAAUGGAUUCACUUGCCACAAACAUGAAGCUCAGCUUCUCAAGCAACUUGUUUCCGAGGACAACUUGCCCCAUAUCUUGUUAAAGGGACCGUCUGGUUCUGGGAAAAGAGCACUAGCUAUGGCUCUGCUGCGAGAAAUAUAUGGUGAUCCUAGUUGGAAUGAAAAAAGGCCUAUGCAAGUGUUCGUCCCAGUAGCAUCCAGUGCUCACCACGUAGAGCUCCAUGUUAACUCGGAACCAAAUGCUAAAUAUGCACUGAUGGGUUUAGUCAAGGAAAUAAGAAAUGAAUAUAAUAUAAUCCCUGAAGUCAGCAAUGUAAAUUUCAAAACUGAUUACAAAGUAAUACUUCUCGAUGAAGUUGACCAAGCUGGAGACAGCAUCCAGCAUUUGAUCAAAUGGAUUAUGGACUGUUACUCAGAUGCUUGUAAACUCAUUCUCUGCUGUGAAGAAGAUGUACACAUUAUAGAAACUGUGAAAAACCGCUGCAAAGUUAUCAAGGUCGAUGCACCUGUAACUCAUGAAAUCAUAGAGAUUCUCGUUCAGAUAGCGAAGAAAGAGGAGUUCGAACUAUCCAUGAACUUUGCCGCUAAGAUUGCUACCAAAUCAAAGCAAAACUUGAGAAAAGCUAUAAUGUCUCUUGAAGCAUGUAAAGCACACAAUUAUCCUUUUGCUGAUGACCAACCAAUUGCACUUGGAUGGGAAGAGGUCUUGGUAGAACUGGGUGUCGAAAUUUUGGCUGAUCCAUCACCUAACAGAUUAUUCUUGGUGCGGGGAAAGAUUCAGAAGCUUCUUGUGGAUUUUGUUCACCCCAAACUAAUUCUUUUGAAGCUCGUCGAAGAGUUCCUUAAGGGUGUUGAGGGUAGCAUAAAAAGAGAAAUAUAUUACUGGCAUGCUUAUUAUGAAAAGAGACUUCCAACAGGAACAAGUGCUUUACUGAAACUGGAAGAAUUUGUGGCCAAAUUCAUGAGCGUAUACAGAAAGAGUUUGACAAAUCGUCAAUAUAUGUGAUUCUCCUGGGACUGGAAUGAAUGUUGCAGUCACCUUCUUACAUAUCUAUAGGUUUUUGUUGAGUUGUUGUCAUUUUAUUUCACCUCUCAAUGCCAAAAAUUUUCAGAACUAUACAAUUAGAGGCCCCUGCGUU
Mangifera indica (mango) is the source of this 2498-nucleotide messenger RNA. RefSeq lists its product as uncharacterized. The transcript is spliced from 10 exons. Gene Ontology annotation, biological process: DNA repair; DNA-templated DNA replication. Gene Ontology annotation, molecular function: DNA clamp loader activity; DNA binding. NCBI's taxonomy places the organism in Eukaryota, Viridiplantae, Streptophyta, Magnoliopsida, Sapindales, Anacardiaceae. Gene Ontology annotation, cellular component: DNA replication factor C complex; nucleus. The record is from RefSeq and is a predicted model, not a curated record. The coding region runs from base 83 to 2365 and encodes 760 amino acids.